UAAACAAUGACCAUCAUUAUUUAGACAAAAAUCCCUAAAUAACGAGCUUCAUUGUAAAAUCAAAUGUAGAAGUUUUUAUAACUGUUAUCUCAACGGGAGAUUUUAUCAACAAGUUAUUCAUAAAUUCAGUGUUUAUACUGUUAAGAGAAAUUUUAAACCUUAGUUGUUAAAGAUUUGAGACAGAAAUACUUCAACAAAUAUUAUGAAUAUUUGCACAGUGUGAAAUGAAUACUGAAUUUGUUCACAUACUAAAUCAAGCAAGUGUAAAAGAUAAGGAUGGCAAAGUUGAAGAUUAUGUGCUCUAUUUAAAUGGCAACAAAAGGAAUGAAUCAAAUGAAAUGUACAGAAAAAAGAUAACAGAUAAUGAUCUUAUUCCAAUAAUUACAGCUCUUAAAUGCAAUACCUUUGUUGUUGGUAUUGAUCUUAGUUACAAUAAUAUAAAUGACAACGGUGUGUGUUUAAUUGCAACAUAUUUGCAGGAUACAAUUACACUUCAAACUCUGGUGCUUAGUUACAAUGAUAUUCAUUUUGAAGGCGUAAAAAGUAUUGCCAAUGCACUUCGAUUUAACAGAAGCCUUUUGGUAUUGGUGUUGGAUGGAAAUAAGUUUGGUCCAGAGGGCGGUACAGAACUUGCAAAUGUUCUACAAGUCAACUCAACAUUAGAAAAAUUAAGCCUUAACAACACAGACCAGAAUAUGACUUCACUCGUAAAUAUGACAGCUGCAUUGCAUGUUAAUAAAGCUUUGAAAAUUUUAGAUGUGACUCGACCAUUACUUUUUUCUCAGCAGGAAGAGCUUGCAAUACACUUUGGAAAUUUGUUAAAAAAUAAUUCCCUCUUCUUUGAAGUGCAUCUUGGAAAACAUGGCAUUAAAGAUUAUGGAGCUGAGCGUUUUAUAGAUCUCAUUAUGGAAAAUAAAACAUUAUUGCAUCUUGAUUUAAGCUGUAACCGGGUUUGCCGAGAUGGUGUCAAAUUUAUUGCAAAUUAUUUAGCCACAAACCCACCACUUCAAGUGUUAAAUCUUGCAUAUAAUAAAGCUGAAGAUGAUGGAGCAAUUGCAUUAAGUGAGGCGAUUAGUGUUCGUAAUACUUCACUUGUUACGUUAGUGCUAUGUCAUAACUCUAUCUCGGGUGAAGGUCUUUGUUCUUUAGCUAAGUCAUUGCGCUCAAAUUAUACACUAAAGCAGCUCUAUAUUUGGGGAAAUCAAACUAAUCAAGCUUCUUGUCAAGCAUUUUUAGAACUUACGUGUAAGUCACCAACCCGACUAAAUGAAAAAGAUACUGACGUUGUGGGAUACGUUGUUGACGGCGUACCAUACUUGGCUAAGCUUUCAAGUCCUUUUUAAAAUUAAUUUUUUUUAAACUUUCAAAGUGUUGAAAACUUACUUUUUUUAAAAUUUAAAUGUUAUAUUUUUUCAAAUGUAUAUAUGUAAAUAGCAGAAAUAAGA
This is a messenger RNA of Hydra vulgaris (swiftwater hydra), 1445 nucleotides long. Its product is annotated as leucine-rich repeat-containing protein 34. NCBI's taxonomy places the organism in Eukaryota, Metazoa, Cnidaria, Hydrozoa, Anthoathecata, Hydridae. The record is from RefSeq and is a predicted model, not a curated record. Gene Ontology annotation, molecular function: protein binding.